UCUAAAAGACAUCACUGACUACGGUUUAUUGGUAACAAAGUCCUUUGGACUAAUCUUGACGAUGAUUCGGUCAUCUCUCCUCAUUUUGCCGAUUCAGUUCCUUGCUGUCCAUUACGCUAUGGAAUACAGCUUUCUGGGGACUCCUGAUGAAUGCGAGAGUGCCGAAUUUGUGCCUGGCUACAACCUGGGAGGAGAAGGGGUCGACAUUGUCACAAUGGAAAACAAGCAAGCAUACAUGAUCAACAUGGAAGACUACCUGAAUAGAGAUGGGAAGUGCAGUCUCGUCAAAAACCCCUUCCUAGAAAACAAGGUUCAAAAGUUGCCCCUGGCAAUGGUCGACUGGCGGCCCAGUGCCAAAUGUUCAGCCGCCAUGAAAAGUGUCGUCUUUGAUUCCAGCGAAUCCUUGGUGAACGAAACGUCCAGCAUUAUCAGAAAUGACUGGAAGGCUGGUCUCUCAGUGAAAACCCAAGCAUCAGUAGUGCUAGCUGGGAGCCACUCCAAAGAAUCACAGUUCUCCAUGGAAAAGACAAAGCAUGACAAAACCAGCUUCACCAGCCAAACCUAUCAAUGUCAGCAUUACAGUUACAGGGUGAUUGAGAAUCCUCCACUUCUGAAACAUUUUUCAGAUUCUAUUCAGAAACUUCCCAAGAGAUACAAGAAGAUGGCAUAUCAGAAGAUUAUCGAUACUUAUGGAACUCAUUUUAUUACGCAUGUCAGCUUAGGUGGCAAAGUAAAAACAAUUACAGCCAUCAAAACUUGCGAGGCUGCUUUAAAUGGGGUAAAGGUAGAAGAUGUGAAGAACUGUCUGGACGUAGAGGCCUCUGCCACCAUUAAAGGGACAGUAACAGCAAAUACUGCCUAUAAGUACUGUGAGGAGAAGAAGAAAAACUUGAAAAUUGGGGACAGUUUCUCAACCAAAUUUUCAGAUCGCAAAACCUUUAUCCAAGGUGGCAAUAGUAAUAUGGACAAUCUCCUUUUCUCCAGUAAAUUAGACCCAAAUGCCUAUAACAACUGGUUAGAAUCCACUAAAUCUAUUCCUGGUGUGAUUCAGUAUUCCUUAGAACCACUUCAUAUGCUGAUCCAAAACGAUGCCAAAAAGAAAAGGAAUAUGAGACUGGCCGUGAGCAAGUACAUUCAAGGAAAUGGCUUCCAAACACAUUGUUCGAGCAAGUGCAAGGACGGCUCAUUCACCAGCAAACAUAAUUCCUGUUUGUGUGUUUGUAAUGAAAACCCCAACUUUGAUAAUAUGUGCUGCCCCAGAAAGCUUGGGAUAGCAGAACUGAGUGUCAGAGUCAACAAAGCCGAGGGUCUGUAUGGAGACAUUUGGAGCCAAACUGAAGGGUACGUCAAGGUUUUCUUUGGAAACAAGAAGUUGCAAACCAACAUAAUUUAUGAAAACAAUAAUCCUGUAUGGAAUAUGGACUUGGAUUUUGGGGCAGUUGAGCUGUCAAUGAUCGCUCAUAUCAAGGUAGAAGUGUGGGAUGAGGACAACGCGUGGUACAAGUGGUGGCAUGAUUAUCUCGGAGGCUGCACCCUAAGCAUUAAACGUGGAAACCAUACAGAGAUGUGCACCUUAAAUCAUGGCACUGUGCAUUUCUCUUACACCAUAAAAUGUGCACCCAGCCUGGGUGGCGACACUUGCAGAAACUACCAGCCUUCACCCAUAAGCACCAGUCUGAUGGACAGCUUUGUCUCCAGGAAUGCCAUUCCCGUCACACAAAGCUCCUUUUCAAAGUGGAAUCAGUUCCAUCUGCAGGAUUCUCAGAGAAACCACAGUAACACCAUUAGUGGAACAAAGAGCGCGAGAUCAGUUUGGUAAUUUGAGAUAACAUUUCUGUUUCUUUUACUAUUUCCAGUGUAAUGCACAUGCUAAAGUUACCUCAGAUAUUUCAAGGCAAAGAAUCGUUCA
Molecule: messenger RNA, 1909 nt
Organism: Polypterus senegalus (gray bichir)
Lineage: Eukaryota; Metazoa; Chordata; Cladistia; Polypteriformes; Polypteridae
Product: perforin-1-like
Exons: 3
Coding region: 62-1819 (585 amino acids)
Biological process (GO): immune response
Cellular component (GO): membrane attack complex
Source: RefSeq, a predicted model, not a curated record